Molecule: messenger RNA, 4572 nt
Organism: Phaeoacremonium minimum UCRPA7
Lineage: Eukaryota; Fungi; Ascomycota; Sordariomycetes; Togniniales; Togniniaceae
Product: putative anucleate primary sterigmata protein b protein
Exons: 2
Coding region: 1-4572 (1523 amino acids)
Cellular component (GO): microtubule organizing center
Source: RefSeq, a predicted model, not a curated record
AUGGACGGCGACGACACAAAUCCUCCAGCCAGCCCCGAGUCUCGCCCGCAAACCGCCCACCGCGUCCUGCGACGAGUCCCCGGCAGCUUCAACGAAGACGACGGCAUCUCUCCCACAAAGGAGAACUUUGACGAUGUCUCAGUGCCGCAGCCUCCUUCCAAACCCGAUACCCAGAGCAAGCCAGCUCUAAGUUCCGAAAAUAUCCCAUUCCUUCAUCCUCCCAUCGAGAGCAGUUUCGCAGAAGGCCCGAGCGCUCUGGAUGGGAAGCACUCCGACUCCUUUACUGAACAAGUCGUCCGAGAACACCUGCAGGACGUCGAGUCCAGUUUCGCCAUCCCUCUGUCUCCGAUCCCCACCAUUGUUCCCAACGGCGUCGACGACACCUUUGUCUUCGACUCGCCCACCAAGAACCGUCCCGUGCAGCCUGCUCAAUCUUCGCCGCGCCACAAGCCGUCCGCCCCUAUGCCCACGCCGCCGGCCGACGUGGCACCCGGCAACCUGCAGACCCUCUCGCCCGUCAAGGAAGAAGACGACCACGACAGUACGCAGAACAGCCAUACUACCUCAUCGCUAUCCCUUGAAGCAUUCUCCUCCCCAACCACAGCCGCCGCAGCACGGACCAUAUCGAGGGCUUUGUCACAAGCGAGUAGUGAAAAGAAUGAUCUCGGUUAUGACUCUGGCACGACAGGGGAGAGCCCUCCCAAGUUCGACCGCUCGGUCGAUGACUCGCUGCUGAGAUCUGAUUACACUUCGGGCGGUAGCUUACGGCACCAGAGCUCGGAUAUCAGUUUGCGCAAGCUGUCGGUGGAUGCAGGAGGCACGCCAGGUCACGCGCUCAAGGGCGGGAAGCGACCAAAGUACUUGCGCAGUAGGAACGCCAGCCAACGGUCGUCCGUAUCAUCUUUCAAUACGAACGACGAUGUGGACAGCGACGUCACGGUGGGCUUGGGCGCCGACUACGCUCUCCAGUCUGGCGGCGCCGUACCAUCGCUCCCCCUGUCGCGGAGCACGAGCAACAUUCUUUCACGGUCCAUAAGCAUAGGCAGCAUGGCGUCCGGGAUCGAUGAUUUUCACGACUCCUCGGGCGGAGGACUUGGUCAGCUGGGCACAUUGGACGAAGACGAUGACCGCAUGGGCUAUCGGCGUACAAGCGGACGGGACGACGACGUGCUGCGAACGCCCAAGGCUAAGGGCUCUCUGGCCGCACCCACCGACACCGUCAUUGCACGCCACGUGCGGAACGUCCAGGUCCCCGAGUCGCUGGCAAGAGAAUACAGGACAAAGGGUGGCCUCGUCACGCCUAGAAAGCCGUCUGAGUUCAGCAUUGCCUCUACACACACGCGCCAGAAGGAGGAAAAGAAGGGCAUGACGCUUAAGGAACAGAGCAGCACGAUAGAGCGGCUCUCUAAGGAGAACUUCGACCUUAAGCUCAAAGUUAUGUUCCUGAGCGACAGACUUGGCAGAUUAUCCGAGGAAGGUGUUAAGGAGAUGAUUUCGGAAAACGUCGAGCUCAAGACUGGCCUUGCUGUUUUGCAACGAGACAACAAGGUCCUCCGCCGCCGUGUCAAGGAGCUCGAGAAGCAGAUGAAAGACGACAAUGAGCGUCCUGGCACUGCUCACAGUGGCGCAUCCUCCAAUGGCCAGACAAACGACUCGUUUGAACAGGACGCCCAGGAGCGCGAGGAAGAGCUGAUAUUUCUUCGGGAGCGCGUGGACGAGUACUUCACAGAGAUCGAAAGGCUUAGGAACGAGAACAUGUCCAAGGAGGCAGAGAAGCGACGCAUGGCUGAUGUUGUCAAAUCCCUGCAGAACCUGAGCGAGAAAAAUGUUGGCGAUACCCUAGCGCGUCAAGACGACGAGACCGAUGUCUGGAAGAGCCUCCACGAGCAGGAAGAGGCAAGGCGGAUACAAGUCGAUGAAGAAAACCGGAGACUUCGAGAAGAGCUAUCGCGGUUGAAACAAGAGUUGACUGGCGGCAACCCUGGAGCCGGUCUGCAUCACACCACAAAUAUCUACAACAUCACGAAGAAACCGAGAACAUCUUCCCCUACACGGCCCGUCUCGGGCAUGUCCGGUGAGACGGAUCAAAUGAACGGCAGUCUCAGCGCGGCCACAACCCUGGUAGAAGAACUGCGCCGAGAAAGCGAGCAGCUGAGGCACGAGAACGCGGAGCUGCGCCGAGAAGUAGGCGCCCAGACUUCUAUGCUGACGUCUAGAAAUCGGGAGAAGGAGCGGCUAUAUCAGGAAAUCGAAGACCUCAAGAUACAGCAGCGCCGCGGCGGACCUGCACCAUCCACCAUUGAUAGCAUCCUGGAACGAUCCGCAUCCCGCGCCGGCGUGCACGAAAGGUCGCAAUCGCGCGCCAGUGGCGGCACUCGUGCGGCUACCACGAUUGAGGAUCCAGAGCGCGAGGAGAUGGAAAACAAGAUGUCGGAGAUGCGCGACAAGAUCAACGAGAUGAAGCUGCAGAACCAGGACUUACAGCGGGAACUGGACUCUUGCAUGCAAGACUUUGAGCAGGCCAUUGAAGGGAAGAAGCAAGCAGAGCAGACAGUCCUGGACCUCGAAAAUGAGCUUGAAGGUGCUAUGAAUGAUCUGAUGCAGAUUCAAGCAGAGAGAGACGAGGCCCUACAAGAUCAGGCGGCUCUGGAGCAGGAGUUCAAUGCUUUGAGGAAGGAGGCGCAGGAAGAGUUGGAUGCUCUCGACGAGACUGUGGAGCAGAAGGACGCAGAGAUUCAACGGCUACAGCUCGAACUCAAUGACAGAUCGGAGAAUUUCGACGCACUUCAAGACGAAAUGCGCAAGAUGAGCGAGGCACUCAUACGCCUCGAGGACGAGCAGGAGAACAAGUUGCGCAGGAUACGGCAGCUCGAACAGGAUCUGGGCGAUGCUAACAAGGAGCUUGAGGAUCUGGAAGCUAAGCUGCUAGAGUCGAAUGACAAAGGACAGCGCUUGAGCGUCCAGCAGGAAUCAAGCCAAAACGAGAUUGCCUUCCUCCGCGAAGAACAGGAAGGUGAUAAGAUUCGCAUAGGCGACCUGGAAGCUGCGCUCGCGAACGCCGAACAGGUCAUUCGCGAGGAGAAGGAGCGUGCUCGUGAACUAGACCAACGUCUCGCCACUGAGCGCCGCCAGCGUGAGAUUGUGGCCGGCAGAGAAAAGGAGGAAGUCCAACAGGUUGUCAACCAGCUCAACAGAGAGGCCUCGGCAGCGAAGGACGAGUCGAGGAAGCUGAGGAAGAACUUGAGCAAGCAAGAGGUUGAGGCUGCUGAGUGGAAGGAGAGGUUGCUUGAGCUGGAGAGCAAUCUUCGUGAGGCGCUUGGAGAUCUCAACGGGACGAGAUCAAGCUUCCUCAGGGAUAUUGCGAAGCUCCAGCACGACCUCGACAAUACCGUCCGGGAGCUUGAUAGCACCCGAGCAGCGCUCAUGGAGAAGGAUCGCAUCAUCAAGCAGCGCGAUGGUCUCCUGGAGUCUCAUGGGCUGGAAUCCCGCAAAAUUGCUGAGACGUUGGAUAAAGAGCGCCAGGCACACCGCAAUACAAAGAACCAAUUCGAAGCGUUCCAAAAGACGCACAACCACGUCAACCGGAAUAUGUCGAAUGCCGAGACCAGAAUACUCGAACUGGAGACAGCCAAGACUCAAGACAAGAAAAGAAUCGCCACCCUCGAAGCGACCUUCAAGGAGCAGCUCAACGAGCGAAAUAGCCUGUUGCUUGUUCUCUGGACGAGACUGUCCUCGCUUUGCGGAACAGAUUGGGCCCAUGACAAUAGCCUCAUCAACGGUCGUGCGCUGCCGUCUCUCGAAGCUGUUGCAACAAUGCUGCCCGGCUUCAGCAAGAAUCUCCUUGCUGCGGUCAAGACCAUUGAGUCCAUCGUUGGCACUUUCCAGGGCCGCGUUAAAGGCGUCGAGAAAGAACUUUGGAAAGAAUACCAAAACUUGGAAGGCAAUCUUGACUCACGCAUCAAGAAGCUCGAUCGUCUCGAGGCUAUCGUACGAAGCGGCGUCGCUGCAGGCACUAUUGGCGGUGGGCCAGCACUGCAAGAGGCGCAGAGCAGGCUCGCCAGGUUAGAAGAUGCGUAUCGUCAGCUGAAGGUUGAGAAUGCUACUCUCCGGACAGCUAGUGAGGUUCGUGCCCGUGCGGCCUACGCAGCCACCGGGGAUCCUACUGCGAUAAUUGGAGAGGGAGUUGGAGGUGGCAGUCCUAGUCCGUCGAUACCCACCGGCCCCAGAGAUCGUACUAGAGAUAGAUCACAACGGCGACCUGGCACGAGGAGGGAGAACAGCCGAACAAGCACUAUGACGCGGACCCAGACCGAGAGGACAUUAAGCGCCGGAGAGCUUGCGCUAGCGGGCGACUUGAUGAAUGAGGAGGGCGCAGGAUACGGCAUCGAUAAUACGAAGUGGAUGCACCGACUCAAAGACUUGGAACUGAAGCUCAAGGCCGAAAGGGAAGGUCGUGCUCUUGACCGUAAUGAGGCAAACAGGAGGAUCAACACUCUCGAGCAGAUCACCGACCAGGCAAGAAUGCGCGAGGCGAAGGAGGAGAGGCGAAGACAGCUGGAGAGAGGUGGAUGA